Hippocampus zosterae (dwarf seahorse) is the source of this 1244-nucleotide messenger RNA. RefSeq lists its product as uncharacterized. Gene Ontology annotation, biological process: positive regulation of gene expression; immune response; cellular response to lipopolysaccharide. The record is from RefSeq and is a predicted model, not a curated record. The coding region runs from base 136 to 510 and encodes 124 amino acids. The transcript is spliced from 2 exons. Gene Ontology annotation, molecular function: cytokine activity. NCBI's taxonomy places the organism in Eukaryota, Metazoa, Chordata, Actinopteri, Syngnathiformes, Syngnathidae.
CUCAAUGUGUCUCACUUUUCAGUUCAUUCAUCCCAUUCAGUGCAUGCUCUGUAUAGUACAUUCUAGGAAAUACUGAACUAUAGAUUCAAUUCUACACAAAACUUGAAAUGUUGCUUUGUGAGGACAAUUGUCCCGAUGUUUUUGUGCUCAGAGAAAAUGACCAUCUACUGCUACAAGUCAACUUAUUUGGACCGAAAUUACCCUGUGGUUUUGAACUUCUCAGACUCCGACUGCUUCCUUAAGUGCGCCAAGAAAGAAGAGCGGGUGCUCCUGCAAGUGGAGGCAGUGGAUAAGAAGAUGAUGAAAAACAUUUCCAUGAACGAUGAGACCAAACUUUGUUUCGUCUUCUACAUGAAAACUGACAGCACAAAGCAGCGCAAGUUUGAGUCUGCACUCUACAGGGGAUGGUACAUCCAAAUAGCCAGUUCAGCUUCCACAGACUCUGUGGAAAUGUCAAAAUCAGAUGGACACCAAGGACCUCAGUCAUUCCUCUUCAUCAUUCAGACAUAGACCCCCCCCUACCCCCAACCGACCCAACAACACCACAUAGAUGCUAAUUCUUAGCCCAUGGAGCCUAUGGAGUGUCCCAUUGUAUGUAUGUAUGCAUGCAGGUAUUUAAUGCAAUGUGAUUGUGUUUCAUGUAUUGUGAAGUGAGUUGAGUCACCGGCCACCAAAAUUUACACUUUCUCACAAGUCAAAGCAAAUAAUGGGCCCAUUGAUUGCUUGUAUGUCAAGGAGCCAUGGUACAUUGAAAAUGCUACUUUGGAUUUUUUGAAUUUACAAUAUUUGUUGGAGGUUUUAAAAAAAAAAAAAAGUCCAAAUAUGCUUAAGCAACAUUUAUUGUACAGGAUCCAGUACAAUAAAUGAUCCAAACCAAAUGUAAUAAGACUACUGUUAUGACAGAAUAAUAUUUUAAAAUUUAAAAUAUUCUGAGGUUUGUGAAAGUCUUUCACAUGAGAUAUGAUUUCUGGAUUGUAAACUAAACUGAUGUUAACAAUAUAGUACAUAUAGACAUUUUAUGAAAACAUUCUCAUGCUCCUGUCCCCUGCACACACAUUUUUACAUUGCAUGUUAUCAUUAUAUUGUGGCAUUACAAUCAAUAUAAUAAAUUAAAAAAUCAUUAUACACAUUAUACACUUCACGUUUUUCUCGGUCGCUUUGAUACAUUUCUCAGAUCAGGGUUGAAAUUUGCAAAACAGUAAAUGCAUUUCUCAAAACAAAUGGCAAAACAUCAUGGUUCCCCU